Messenger RNA from Theileria equi strain WA, 1104 nucleotides. RefSeq lists its product as hypothetical. NCBI's taxonomy places the organism in Eukaryota, Apicomplexa, Aconoidasida, Piroplasmida, Theileriidae. Bases 1 to 1104 code for a protein of 367 amino acids. The transcript has a single exon. The record is from RefSeq and is a predicted model, not a curated record.
AUGGAAAUGAGCAAACCAACUGUAAACAUUGGCUACUACAUUGGUAGUAAUUACGUUGAAGAAGGUGAUGGGAAGUACUAUUACAACGGUGGGAGUACAAACAUUGUUCUAACAGAGGAAGACUACUCUUCUGGAACCUGUUUGUACAAGAAACAUGUCCAUAAACCGGAAUAUGGUUCAAAAAUUGGGAAUAUUCAUUAUAAUAAUGGCUGGGUUACCCUUUUUCCUGCUCCAAAAGAUUACUAUAGUGUCACUGUCUAUUAUGGUGAGCAUGAUGAAUUUCAUAAAUAUCCCCUAAUUCUCCAACUUGGAGACGAUUACUACACAACAGCGAGUAAUCAAAGAUGGAACAGAGAUAUUUCGAUAACUAGCAUUAGUCUCAAACGAAACCUUGACAUUCAAAACUGUGCUAGAGCCUCUGUUCACAUCGUAAACAUUUCUCAGACUAGAGGAAUUUCAUGUUCUGGAAAAAGUGGUUACCAGAGACCAAGUGUGACAGCUGAUAAGUCUAAAGAAAGAAUCCAUGGAUACACAAGAUAUACUCAUUCCUCUCAGCCCAUAAAGCCAUUUUCUGUCUCACUAUUUAUCGAUGGGAGCAUUCGGCAGACUGGCAUAAUUCCUCUUCCAAAAGAUGUGAUGGAAAUUAAUGUAUACUUUCCAGUAAGCCAUCAACAACCCAUGCUUAUCCAUUUUGAACAUGAAGGGGAUAAAUGGUUCAAAAGAAUUUCCCCUACGGAGAACAGCUGGAUUGAGAUAACUGCAGGCGCAGACAACAGACCCGAAAAUAAGAGCGACCACGAACAUAUUAAAAAGAAUAUUAAAGUGCUUACAUCACAUGGCAUUUAUGGGAAGACACAAAAUCACGGAACAGGGUCACAUCCUUACACUGAGCAUAACCUUGUAAGGAAUACAGAGGAGAAACAUUCCUCUCUAACCAAAUACAAAAAAAUAGACCCCAAAAAGAACUUUAUAAUUAUGCCAUCGUCAACAGUUGCAAUACUGGGAGUAGCCAUGGCAAUAGUCGGAACCGGCCUUUUAUACAUGGGACUAAGGACCUAUAUCAGAAUGCACUCUAGGCCGUACAGGAUUAUAAGACUCCACUAG